Messenger RNA from Helianthus annuus (common sunflower), 1172 nucleotides. Its product is annotated as BOI-related E3 ubiquitin-protein ligase 1. The record is from RefSeq and is a predicted model, not a curated record. Gene Ontology annotation, molecular function: ubiquitin-protein transferase activity. The transcript has 4 exons. The coding region runs from base 157 to 1092 and encodes 311 amino acids. NCBI's taxonomy places the organism in Eukaryota, Viridiplantae, Streptophyta, Magnoliopsida, Asterales, Asteraceae.
UCACAAAAAUUAAAAAAAUUAAUAAUACGUUACAACUUAUAAGAAGAUGAAGAAGAAACCAGAUUUUUAAUAUUUAUGUCUCAACCAUCCAUUCAUCCACCACCACCCUCUCUUCAACUCCAGGUGGAUUGUUUCGGUAUAAAGCAAUUGUAGAAGAUGUUGGGAGGAAGUAACAAUAAUUCCUUAGUCCCUGUCUUUGUUGAUGAUCACCUUUUAAAAUAUCCAUCGAACGCAUCGGAUAAGUUGCAGCUAUUUGGAAAUGUACAUUAUGACCAUAAUAGUCCUGCCUUUCGGCCCAACAAACGUCAGAGGGAAGUUGAUUCUAUUUCUAUGCAAAGAAAGCGUCAAAUUUCACUGAAUCAUAGCUUUUAUCAUGAUGAUUUUGAUCGCCCUUCAAGUAUCCCGAACCCACACCAUGUAUCAACUGGUUUAAAAUUAUCAUAUGAUGAUGAGGAACGCAAUUCUUCCAUCACUUCAGCAAGUGCAAGCAUGACAUUAGCACCAUCAUUUAUGUCUUCUAUCGGUGAUAGCAUAACAACGGAACUUGAUCAACACAAAGAAGAGUUCGAAAGAUUCAUUAUGAUUCAGGAAGAAAACAUGCUGAAAGGAAUGAGGGACAUAAGGCAGAGACACAUGACAGCUUUGUUGGCUGCUAUUGAGAAAAAGCUAGAAAAUAAACUACAUGAAAAACAAGUGGAAAUAGAAACCAUAAACUGUAAAAACAAGGAACUUGUAGAGAGAAUAAAGGAGGUUGCAAAUGAAGUCCAAAACUGGCACUACCGAGCAAAGUACAACGAGUCAAUGGUGAACAUACUGAAAGCAAAUCUUCAACAGGCAGUGGCCCGUGGAAAUGAAAACCGAUUCAAAGAAGGAUUUGGAGAGACGACAGACGUUGUUGAAGUAUCGUCUAUAGGAUUAGCAGCCAACAAUGUGGGGAAGUCUAGUUGUAAGGUAUGUAGAGCAAAUGAGGUGUCGGUUUUGGUAAUGCCUUGUAGACACCUUUGUUUGUGUAAGGAUUGUGAUGGUUUCACGAGCGUGUGUCCAGUUUGCCAGAUGGUCAAAACGGUUAGUAUGGAAGUGUACCUGUCGUAAUGUAAUAUAUCGACAGUUAUAAAAGUUACAUAACUUAUAUAAAACGAAGAAGUCAUCCAUACGUUUUGGCUAUGUUUUUA